Molecule: messenger RNA, 8722 nt
Organism: Calidris pugnax (ruff)
Lineage: Eukaryota; Metazoa; Chordata; Aves; Charadriiformes; Scolopacidae
Gene: DCUN1D3
Product: DCN1, defective in cullin neddylation 1, domain containing 3
Exons: 4
Coding region: 323-1237 (304 amino acids)
Biological process (GO): positive regulation of ubiquitin-protein transferase activity; protein neddylation
Cellular component (GO): ubiquitin ligase complex
Molecular function (GO): cullin family protein binding; ubiquitin conjugating enzyme binding; ubiquitin-like protein binding
Source: RefSeq, a predicted model, not a curated record
UGCCUUCCCCUGCCCUCACCGUGCGUGCGGCGUCGGGCACGUCGCGGUUACGUCACGGCGCAGCGCCACGCCGCCGCCAGCUGACUGCUCAUCCCCGGAAGUGAUGCAGGGAGGGGGAGGCAGUCUCGCAGGGAGCCGCCGAGCAUUCCAUGUGGAACCCAGGCAGCCUGAAAGAGGCUGUGACAGCUAGUGGAAUGAUUCCCUGUGUAGCUGAAACUAUGUUAGUUGACUGCCGCUAAUGGCAGGGUGAAAUGUGUUGAGGAGCAGCUGCGAGGCUGUCUGACAGCGAGGGGACUGCUCGAGAAGCUGGGCUUGCAACAUCAUGGGCCAGUGUGUCACGAAGUGCAAGAAUCCUUCUUCUACCCUCGGCAGCAAAAAUGGGGAAAGGGAAUCCAGCAGCAAGUCGCACAGUAAGAGAAGUGCAGUCCACAAAGAAGACCACGGUUCGGCUUGCGGGAAGUCUUCAGGAGAUAUACUGGUGAAUGGGACAAAGAAAACGGAUGCUGCUGUGGAGUCUAGUCAGCCUCCAACGUUUUCUGGAGAUACAAAGAAAGACUCUGUUUCCAGCGCAGAAGAAUCUUCGCUCCAAAGGAUCGGGGAGUUGUUUAGGAGGUAUAAGGAUGAACGGGAAGAUGCCAUACUGGAAGAAGGAAUGGAACGAUUUUGCAAUGACCUCUGUGUUGAUCCCACUGAAUUUAAAGUGCUAGUUUUGGCUUGGAAAUUCCAGGCUGCUACCAUGUGCAAAUUUACAAGGAAGGAGUUUUUUGAAGGCUGCAAAGCAAUAAACGCAGACAGCAUUGACGGCAUUUGUGCAAGGUUCCCCAGCCUCUUAAAUGAAGCCAAGCAGGAAGAUAAAUUCAAGGAUCUCUAUCGUUUCACCUUCCAGUUCGGCCUGGACUCUGAAGAAGGACAGAGGUCGCUACAUCGGGAAAUAGCCAUUGCCCUUUGGAAAUUAGUCUUCACCCAAAACAAGCCCCCCAUUUUGGACCAGUGGUUACACUUCCUAAUCGAGAACCCCUCAGGAAUCAAGGGAAUCUCCCGGGACACGUGGAACAUGUUUCUAAAUUUUACUCAGGUGAUUGGACCGGACCUUAGCAACUACAGCGAGGACGAGGCCUGGCCGAGUCUCUUCGACACCUUUGUGGAGUGGGAAAUGGAGCGAAGGAAAAAGGAAGAGGAAACCAAAUGUAUUACGUCUCCGGACACAGAGGGCCUGUGUGCGGAGGAACAGACUUAGCGGCAUCGAAGCAGCAGUGACAGAAGGAACCUGUUGCCCUUCAUGAAAUGUAAACUCUGGAUGUUUCUGGAAAUUACCGAGGCUCCAGACUUUUCUACUUUACACCUUUUUCUGCCUUGUCUUUGAAAGGGCUCUAAAAUGCUGUAUCAUGUUUUAGGCACUUUCUUAAUUUUGGUUAUUCCUUUUACUCUUGCCCUGAAAUAUUUGACCCUGGCUACAAGUUAAGCGUUUUGGGGUUUUUUUUAAGACUUCAGAUUAGUAUAAGUAAGUCUGAUAUUUCUUGCACAAUGUAGAUCUUUUUAGUUAGGUUAAAUUAACAUUGCUAAAUUAUACAGUGCCAGAUUAAGUUUUUCAUACUACAUCUGUCAGGGCAGGUCUGUACUGUGUGUAGUGCUGUUUACAUUGUUGAAAUUUUAGGCUGUAAUAAUUUUAAGGUUUUAUACCAAGAUGAACAGCAGUGUUAACUGUUAACUACAAAUGCAUUAAUCCCCCCGGUAAUAAGGCUCUAAAAACCAAUGUAAGCAACAGCUUUUUGUAAUAUGGCUAAUUCCCAUUUUAAAGCUAACUCUUAGCGAAUGAGUCCAGAUCAUUCCUUUUUUUGGAGUUUCAAACUAAAUGUUGGGAUUGUUUUAUAAAAUUACUGUACCUGUCAGUCAACUGAGUGGUAGAUGACGAUUUGUAUCUAAAUCUCUUACACAUCAUGUAAUAAAAGAGCAGUACUACCUCAGUUUUAUUGAAAGUGGACUUCUUGAUGGACUUCCAUUUUCUCUGGAAGUUGUAUUUUUGUGGUUUCAUGAGAAUAUUUUUACUUGACUAAAAGAACCAAAGGUUCUGCUUCUUAAGUUUGCUAAACAUUGACAGAAGCAACACAUAAACCCUAAGUCUUCAAGGAAAACUGUGGUAUAAUUCUGCUUUAAUUUGUUUGAUUUAUACCUAAAGUAUUAUCUUACUUGUCUGGCAAGCACAGUACUUCUAUGUAAGGAACUAUCUUUUGCAUUAAUAUUGACGAACCAAUUUUUUAAAACCUAUGUUUAAUUGCUAAAUUGCAGUUAAUACUCCACACUUUCUGGAGCAACAAUAUCGGCAUCUGAUGACAAAGUGAAUUCUUAAUGUGUUCUUGAUGACAACAGUGUAGAUGAGUCAUUUUUAGACUGAUUUGAUAAUAUUUGGAUAGGAGUCAAUUUAUUAUUUUACAAUGCCUGUAUUGGGACUAUUUGCCUGUUGAAACUGUUGUGACUUAAAGGGAGUUUUAUUAACACUGGUUGAAACUUUUUUGGUUAUUGAUGCUACCUUUUUUAAUUUUAGUAUGUCAACUUUUUUACACCUUUUGGUAAAAGGGAUGAUUGCCAAGGCUUUCUAUAGAGCUAAGUACUGGCUUAAUGAACUUGAUACACUUCCAUUUCACACCUUUUCUUUUCAGAGCUGCAUUUCAGGAUCAUAAAUCGGCUUCAAUUAAAAAACAAACCGAAAGAAAAAAAACCCUGGACAGUUAUCCACAGCAUCUAAUGGGUUUUGUGAUCUAAAGGUUUUAAAGCUAAAGGGAAACAGAGUAUAAGGGGCGAGCUUGUCAGUGGGUGCAGGAUGGCUUGCUUUGCACAUCUGCCAUGCCCCAGAGGGGUCAGCAGGGAGAGGAGGAGGAGGAUCUGCCUGAAUUCUGUCACUGGCUUUGCUGGUGCACAGCCUAUGCAAUAGCUUGGGUCUGAGAUCAUAAAUCACUAACACAAUGUGGGUACUGAAAACUGUUUAAAAACAAACCCACAAGCCACAGAUAGCAUCUCUUUCAUCUAAUAAAAGGAGAGUUUGGUCCAUGCUGCUUCUGCAAGCUCUUGCUGGGAGACGUGUUAAGCUGUGGAAAACAAAUGUAGUUGUUCCAGCUGCAGCUGAGUCUGUCUCUUUGCAGGAGGGGAGCCCUGAACGUGCUGUAUUAUAGGGAAUAUACCCAAAGCUUUGUCUUUGCUACUAUAACCUUCCAAGCUGCCGUGGCACAAGCACUGUUUGGCACCAAAAUCUUACUCUGAUUUGAUGAGCAAAGCAGGCUGGUAUAAUUGAAUUUAUGGUGAGACUUUUGCUGGUGCUGUUAUUUUAGAAAAAGAAAAAAAAUUCCCCAACAGAGGCUGCUUUGUUAGCAAAAGUUCCAAAUGGAGACUGAUUUGAUAGUAAAUGAAGACUGUAUUUAUAAGUUUGAGACUACUCAUUCAUUCAGCUGUUAAAUGCUUUGUUCAUCACUUUGUUUUAUUUUUUUUCCCUAAAGGUAAUUUAAAAUGUCCACAAUGUGAAAACUAACUAUUCAAAUGGAUAGCCAGUGCACACACGUGCACACCAAAUCGUGGCAGUGGCUGCAGCGAUGUAUAUGCUGAACUGCAGCAGCUCCAAAGGAUGAGGGAUAGAGCUCUUUAAGGCAGGUGUUUUUCUUGUGCUCUGAAUGUGGAUUUGUGGUAAGGACAUAAUUUGUAGCACAUCAAGGCUUAGCCUGGUUUAGUGCAUCAAAUGUAAUACGACUUCUUUUUAAAGAUGGUGGUGGUGAAUAUAGAGGAAGGGAAAAAAAUCUUGUUUCCUGUUGGGGAAAGGACAAACAGUUGUCAGUGGCUCAAGUCUCAUACUUUCAGUACAGAAGAAAAACCUUGUUCUUGUUCUGCUGCUUUCAGCCUCACAAGAGCAACUCCACUCGUUGGGUAGAAUACUUGCAAAAAUAGCCAAUUGAUCUGUCUAGCAAAGAACCGUGGUUUUUUUUAGCCUAACUUCAGUUUUUUUAAUUACCAUUUACAGGAUGCAAGCCAGACCUGUAUCAGUUUUAAACUCCUGAACCAGGAGCUGAAGGUGCAACUCUUUGGCAGUGCUGCAAGUGAGAGAGGGGUCAGACCUGCCCUUGGAUUGUCUGGGGAUUUCAUGAUCCUAAACGAGAAUAGCCCGUACUCUGCAACGCUGGUACUGGUACCUGUGUGGGAGUGGGGUUUGUACAUGUUUCUGAGACGUUUUUAACAAUAUUGGAGCCUCUGAAAAUAUGCUUGUUUAAUGGUUAAACUGUGAAUAUCUGUGGAACAGGCCAAAUACAUUCACUCUUCAUUUUUAUAUAAUUUAAAUCUUUAUUGUGUAGGGCACAGGACUGUAGUGAACAGUGAUGCUGAUGGAAUCCUUGAAACCAUUGCAACUAUUUAAUUAUAUUUUUUUUUUAAUUAGACUAUGCAGUAGAAAACUUGAUGCAUGUAUUGAAUCUGCUGCAACUUGGGAUAAAUAACUAUAGAUAACUAUAGAGAUAGUUUUAGUAAUAUACUGGAAAACUGGUCUGAUGUCUACACUCUGGCAUUUUAUUGCCUUCCCUUAUAUGCAAAGAAAUAUAACUCCUGUAAACUUCAUUCCUGAGUAAUAAAACACUGACCACCUGCCCCAUAUUAUAGUUUGCAACACCUUUAAAAUUUGGCUCCCAGAUCAACUGGAGGUUCAGUUAUGCUAAUUUUUACUUGUGUGGGUGCGUUUCUGAGGUCAAAGACUAAUUUAUUGAUUCAAGUAAGGAUUUGAAAGAUUCCGCCCAGAGACGGCCAUAAAACACGACCGAGGAAAUUAGUUGAAAUUGAAUGCUGAAUUGUGAGUUUACUUGCUGCUGGUGCUAUUCUAUAUGGAUAGUUAUAACUUUUUAAUACCGUGCAAUUGUAAUGAAAGAACCACAGGAAAAAAUAAAUGAAGGUGUGGCAGGUGGUGUAAAAUCAGAUGGCUGAAGCCGGUGGCAGUUUGGUCCGUCCCAGGAGGAGCCCUGGCUUCCCAGGGCUGGUGGGGCAGAUCUGAAUCAGCCUCCGAACCGCCGAGCGCGUUUAAGAGCCUGGAACGAGUUCUCCCUGCUCCGCUGCCCAGGGAGUGACUGGGGCUCGGUGGCAGAGAGACAGAGCCCCUCUUCCUGAGGGCAGGGUGGCUCUCGAGUCGGGGGUUCAGAGCGCUGGGGGUGGCAGCAGCUUUGCCUGUGUGACUUUUGUUUCACUCCUUGCAUGUCCAUCAGAGCCUGAAGAACCCGGGGCUCCCAGGACAGGUACUGGCCUGUCACCUGUGGUUCCCAGACAUGGCUAUGCACUGACCAGUGACUUUAGUAUCUUCAUGACAGUGACAACAUAAGUAUCUUCCUUACAGUUCUAAGCCUUGUUUCCCAAAAAAAGGAACACCAUGUAAUUAAUCGCCACCUCAGUCAUGAUGUAAUUUGUUGGCUGAGGUUACAUCAUUCCCAUUCAUUGGAAAAUAAUAGUCAUUGUGAGUUUCUGGGUCUCACAGCCUUGUGUUCUGCAGUGUGAUCCUUUUUUAGAAGAUCCUCAAUAAAUUGAGCACCCAGUUCUUCCCUCGAGCUCACUCUGCUCAAAAUGUGUGCAUGUGAAUUUAGCCUUUCAUAAUAAAAAGGAAGAUGCUUAUCCUGAAACUUAAAGUUCUUCAGGGUAGUGUUUCAAUAACAUAAAUAUUUUUUUCUAAUAAGUGUUGAAAGCUAAGUGUCUGCUUAAAUUUUGUUAUGUGCAAACAAAACCACCAGUGUUAAACCUUGUCUCUGGACUAUUGAAGAUUGAAUCUUUGGUUUUAUAUUGUCAAUUGAAGUGAAAUACAUGCGAUUGUAGGACAGAAGGCUGUAACUCCUUCAUCAUGAAGUACAUAGGUAUCUCUACCUCUUGUUCUUAGACUUGAAUAGUUUAAGGUUACCAUCCUUUGCUCCCAGGAUUUUAAGCCUGGAUGAGUAAUCUAUUUUUUUUUAAUUGACCCAAGUUAAGUAUUAUCUAUAUUUGCCAUACUUUUUGGUAUACUGCUUUUAAUCUGCAUGCAAUCAACCCUGUGAAAGGGAGCCAAGUCAAGCUGCAAACAGUGUGUCGGUCCUCCUGGGUGCUAGUUUUGGAGUGCAAUAGAGUGACCGACUGGAGCUGCAUCAUGUGUGGCUCAGGGCCUUUUCUCAUCACACAUCCUCUUCCCUGGUCCAGGUCCCUGUACUGACAGUAAAUUGGAAGAUGGAGCAGCAGCUCCCCAGGAGGGAGCCACCAGCCUUUUCAUUUGCCCUUGAAAAACUUUAGGAACCCACCUGAUGCAGUGCCAUGAGCGUAUUUUUCUUUUGAUGAAAAAUACCAUGUUUUGUUCUAUCAGGCUGGACCUGUAACAACCAGCAAAGAUGGGAGCUGCAAAAGUCUAACAGCUACACCCAUCCUUUUCCUCCCUGAGGUCAGAAUCUUGCUCAGGAUAAAACCCUUACGCUUGAGCAAAACUGGAGAGUUCUUGGGUGUUUUGGAGAUGCUGGAGUGGUGUCAGUGCUGGGCUGUGUUCGUUCAUGUGUUCAGGUUGUGUCUCUCUUUCAGGCAGCACACCCGUGUCCCUUGCAAAUCCCAAACAGAUGUUGUGCUGCAGCAACUGUUGCUACAGGAUUCUUCUUCCAGUUCGAGGGUUGCUUUUGGGCUGUGACCUCUUGCACUAUCUGUGUGGGCACGUGUUUGGAGAGCAUGGCGGGGCCUGUGAGGCGAUAGGUAAAGGAGCAUGAAGGUACUAGUCCUGCUAAGAGCUUGCCUUAAAUCACUGAAAUUACAGCAGUUCCUCACUACUGUUGCAAUCCUCAGUCUUUCUGUAGUUAGGUUUUUUAAUCCAACAGGUUCUGGAGGUUAGACAACUUUUUUUUUUUUUUUAUUUUUAAAAAGCUUCUAUCUUUGCGUAAUUGCACUCUUCAGAUAAGCCCUUUCUGGACAACUUGUCAUUUCACACACAGACAGAAGACAACCCAUCCGUCUCUGAUGUUCUUGCUGUAAAAUGUUCUGGUUUUUUUUUUUCCCCUGUAAAUUAUAUUUGGACUAAAGGUUGCCUACUGUUGAAUCGGUGUGUUUACUUGAAUGUUGCCAUUUUAUGCAGUUACAGCUGCUGACUCUUGCUCUUCUCUGGGCCCGUGAGAGGGGAGAUGGUGUGACCAGAGGUGGCAAACCCACAGAGGAUCCCUGGAGCUGUGGGCUGGCUGCUGGUUUUAUACUCCCAUAUGUAUUACAUAUUAGAGGACUUAACAGAAUAGUGCUUAAUAUUUUGAAGUUGUGACUUUAAGUCACGCUAAACAUAGUUAUCUUUAAAAAUACGCUUGCUUUCUUAUCUAGAAGUUUAAAACAGUCUUUAAACAAGGCGAUGGGCUGGCAGGAGUGGUGGGGGGGCCUGGUGCUGUUAGUUGUUGAGUAACUCCAGUUCCAGGAGACGUGGGUGCAGGUGGCAGGAUUAGUCCUGACCCGAUGCUGCCGGGGUCUGCACUGGCUGGUCUGAGGGCGUGAAGCACCUGGAUGUCCUUGAGGGGCUGCGUGGAGGAGAAGGGUCAGCCUGGGAGAGCUGGUUGAUGCAGCUGGAUUUCUUGGAGUUCUCACUUGUGGAUCUUGGCCCCAGUUUAGCCUCCAGUCACCCUUUACGGAAGGAAUGCGUUUUGAUAGUGUUUGCUCCCAGAGAACUAAUUCUAAGGAAAUAGUCAGGCGUGAAUACACCGCGCUGAUCAGUCUCAGCACACCCGCGAGGGUACGUAGGAUCAAAUCUGCCGGUCUUUGUGUUGGGAGUGUUUUUUGCCUUUUCAGACUUACCCAAGAGAUAACCAUGGCUGAUCCCAUUGCCCUGCUCUGGGGAAUGAUGAAUGUAUUGCGUGUUGCGGAGCAGACCCGUGCUUCCCCUUUUAGACAGCAGCAUCAGAAGUGCUGUGUAAAUGUAAUGCUUGAAAACGGCUGGAGUAAAUUCUGUUUCAUGUAGGAUCUUUUUUUAAAGGGACGUGGCCAAACUUGAAGCAAUGACCUAGAGGCAAAGUGGGAGAAGUCCAAGAUGACGCAUCUACUGAGUCCCAUUUGGUUUGUAGUUUUACAGUUACUUUUCUUUAAUUUUGCUCACCGAUGUUGUCUGGAACAGAAUGGAAACAGCAUCUUACAGAAUGUGCAAUCUAAGGCACAAUGCAAAUAGGUUGUGAUAAGAAGGUUGUCUUUACUUGAUAGCAAUCCUGAGUGCAAUGUUUUUGUCGUGUCCCUUUUGGAAGAAGAGCAUUAAGUGCAGUCUGAGGUUUUUCUUUUCUUAUAAGCAAAGCAUUGGUUUGUCCAUUACUGACUUCUUGUGGAAUUUGUGCCAGAUGUAUAUUAAAUAUUUUGGUGCUUUUUCUAAUCCAAGAUGCCAUUCAUUUACCUGUGAGAUUAUUGUACUUCUGUAUAUUUAAAUGACCAAUCCCUUAAAAGAAAAAAAAAUAAUCCUUCAGUCACAAUGUAUCCUGACUACUGUAGCUUUGUAAAUGUUCCAAAGCUUCUGGGUUUCCUGUAUUCCAGUAAGGUCUGAGGGGAGGGAGGGGAGCGGCUACAGAAAUCUAACCCACUGGAGAGGGAACUUGCACGCUGUUCUGUGCAUUACUGAACAAAUGAAUAACAUUUGUGGUGUUUACAUGACACGUUGGUGUUCACUUUUUUUGUGCUCAAGCUUUGUACAAAAUGUCUUAUUUAAAGCUGAAGUCCUUUUUAAAUUUUCGAUUAAAAGGGGACAAAUUAA